CAAAAAAUUUCACUAGUAUAAAAUGCUUUAGUAUUUUCCCUUCUCUAAAACCUUAUGCCCUAAGUCUCAUCCUUCACCUGAAAAGAAACCCAAAACUUGAAGCCCCUCAAACUGCAAAUGAUUUUCUACUAAAUUGGUUUCUAAGCGAUUGUAGUUAAUGGGUUUCGCUUUAUUUUCGAUUUUCAGUACGGAACGAUCCAAUUCAGCGUACGCCCUGGUGAGUUAAGUACCGAGUUCCAACGAUUUGUAUCUGUCUUCAAAUAUCAUCGGUUUAUAGAAGCACCCAAUUGGGAAAACUGAAAUAUGGAUCAUUAGUUGAAUACUCAUUUGCCUAAAUCUUUUCGAUUAAUACUAUAUGCAAUGUUUUAUGGAAGUUUAGGAAUAUUUUGGUAUAUAAAUUAGAGGUUUUACAUAUUAACUUGUGGGGGGUUGGUGGUCAUGCAAUUAACACCGACCUCGGUUUCUUCAUCGAAACAGAGGGGUUGUGGGAAAAAAACGGGUACUAGGCUUCAAACGAAGCGUAAGAGAUUAGAUGCAAUAUGUGAAGAAGAGUAUAAUAGGAACCAUAGAGAAGGAAAUAAGGGGGAUGAUGUUGAAGGGCCAGAGAGUGUGGAUUUGGAACUCCGUAGGAGCUCACGGGUCAGGAGAGCGCCUGUUAUUUUGGAUGUGUCACCUAGGCCUCCGAAGAAAAGGCAAAAGGUUGGGAAGAGUGGGAGGUCUGGUCGGGGUAAGAGGAGGUUAGGAAGUGUGAAGGAGGAGGAGGAGGAACGGAUGAGGGAGGUACUGACUCUGGGGAGUUGGACGUCAAGGUUGAGGACAAGGAGAAGGAAUGCGAGUGUCAAAGUGAAGAUGGAGGACAGAGUUCUGUCUAGUAGCAGGAAGCUUUUUGAGGAUGUAGGUGGGAAUGAGGAGGACGAGGAGGAGGGGGAGGAGGAUGAAAAUGAUGAUGAUGAUGAGGAGGAGGACGAAAUGGAAGAGGAGGGUCAAAUGAGUGAUAGGGAAAUGGUGGUUGUUAAAUCCAAGAGGCUGGGGAGGGUUAAGGCGGCUAGUGGUUCAGGGAGUGAAGUGAAGGUUGAUAUUUGUUGCGAGGAAGAAGAAAGAGAGGUGGAAAAAGGAGGAAUUAGAGGUGAUGGAGUAGUGGAGGGUGUGUCUGCUUUUGAAAGUGAAAUGAGUGAAAAUAAUGAGGAUGAGGUUGUGGAAGGUACAGCUGUUGUAGAGAAUGAAAUAAGUCAGAGAAAUGAGGAGAGGUUGGAUGGCAAUCUGGUUGAGGUGAUUAACAAAGAACAUAGAGAAGUAUCAAAUUGUAUGAAAUUGGAUGAGGGCUACAUUGACCAAGAAAAUGCUAAGGUAAUUGAAUUAAUUGAAAGCAUGGAGCCGGCGGAAGAACAAGUUCAACAGUUCAAAUGUCAGGAUGAAGGAGCAAAUGGAGAGGAUGUUAUAGAAGUACAUAAUGUUGCAGAGGAAGUUGAAGAUUGUUGUGUUCAUGAUGCAAAAGAUAAUGGAUUGUUUAAGGUUCCUAAAAAAACUUUGGAGCAUAAAAGUGAUAUGAAGGUAGAAGAGUCAAAUCAAACAGCUGCUGAGACAAUUAGCAAGCCACGAAUCAAACAAGGGAGGAGGUGUGGUUUGUGUGGUGGUGCAACUGAUGGCAAACCACCAAAGAAGCUGGUUCAUGAUGCUGGUGAUAGUGAAAAUGAAGCAUACAGCUCUUCAGCUUCUGAGGAACCUAACUAUGACAUUUGGGAUGGGUUUGGUGAUGAACCUGGGUGGCUUGGUCGUCUCCUGGGUCCUACAAAUGAUCGUUAUGGUAUUGCUCGAAUCUGGGUUCAUCAACAGUGUGCUGUAUGGAGUCCUGAGGUUUAUUUUGCUGGCUUGGGUCACUUAAAAAAUGUUAGGGCAGCACUUUGUAGAGGAAGAGCAUUAAAGUGCACCAGAUGUGGGAGGCCUGGAGCAACAAUUGGAUGUCGUGUUGAUCGAUGUCCAAAAACAUACCACUUGCCUUGUGCAAGGGCUAAUGGGUGUAUAUUUGAUCAUCGCAAGUUUCUCAUAGCCUGCACUGAUCAUCGACAUCUUUUUCAACCUCAUGGUAUUCAAUAUUUAGCUAAGAUAAAGAAAAUGAAAGCUAAGAAAAUGAAGUUGGAAAUGAGGAAAGAAUCAAAUGAUGCGUGGCGAAAGGAUAUUGAAGCAGAAGAAAAAUGGUUGGAGAAUUGUGGUGAGGAUGAAGAGUUCUUGAAACGGGAGGGCAAGAGACUUCAUCGGGAUUUGUUAAGAAUAGCACCUGUCUAUAUUGGAGGUUCAGAGUCUGACAGUGGAAAAUCUUUUGAGGGUUGGGAAUCUGUUGCUGGCUUGCAGGAUGUUAUCCGUUGCAUGAAGGAAGUUGUCAUCUUACCGCUGUUGUAUCCUGAGUUCUUUGAUAAUCUGGGGCUUACACCACCCAGAGGUGUUCUUUUGCAUGGCUAUCCUGGAACAGGUAAAACUCUUGUAGUGCGAGCAUUGAUUGGUUCUUGUGCUCGUGGGGAUAAACGAAUUGCAUAUUUUGCCCGCAAAGGUGCUGACUGCUUAGGGAAAUAUGUUGGUGAUGCUGAACGUCAGCUGAGGCUCUUGUUCCAGGUCGCUGAGAAAUGUCAACCUUCAAUCAUAUUCUUUGAUGAGAUAGAUGGCUUAGCACCUAGACGGACAAGGCAGCAAGAUCAGACACAUAGUUCAGUUGUGUCCACAUUGCUUUCUCUGAUGGAUGGUUUAAAGUCCCGAGGCUCAGUGGUGGUGAUAGGUGCAACAAAUCGCCCUGAUGCUGUUGAUCCUGCAUUGAGGAGGCCAGGGAGAUUUGAUCGAGAAAUUUAUUUUCCACUGCCAUCAAUGGAGGACAGGGCUGCAAUCCUUGAACUUCAUACUCAAAAAUGGCCAAAACCAGUUACUGGCUCUUUGCUGAAAUGGGUUGCAAGAAAGACUGUAGGGUUUGCUGGUGCAGAUUUGCAGGCCCUUUGUACUCAAACAGCUGUUAUUGCUCUGAAGAGGAAUUUUCCUUUGCAGGAAAUAUUGUCUGCUGCUGAACAGAAAGUUCUGGGUGCUAAACGUGUUCCUCUUCCCACUUUCAAAGUUGAGGAAAGGGAUUGGUUGGAAGCGUUGUCAUGUUCUCCACCUCCUUGCUCGCGCAGAGAAGCAGGAAUGGCUGCUCAAGAUUUAGUUGCCUCUCCUCUUCCUGCUCAUCUCGUUCCUUGUCUGGUAGAACCAUUAUCUGAUUUGCUUCUUUCUCUACGUUUGGAUGAGCGCCUCUGGUUGCCACCCCUUCUUUCUGAAAGUGGUGCUGUGAUUGAGAGUGCAAUUGUUUCCACAUUGCAUGAAAGGGGACUGCCCAAGGAUCAUUGGUGGUCCCAUGUUCGUGAUCUUCUUCAAGAAGGACAGGUUGUUAAGCAGAUAGUAAGUAGGCUAUCAUGUGCUGGAAUGCUAAUUGGAAAGACUAGCUUUGCUGAUUAUGAUGCAUCCGUAGGUGAUAUUAGUGAUGAUGUUGGCAAGUUUGAACAUUCAAUAGUGCAUAAUGGCAGCACACGCUCCAGUUUGUCACGAAGUACCUAUUUGACUUCAACCAGGAAAAGAGGGUUUCGAAUAUUAAUUGCUGGUUGUCCAGGGUCUGGCCAAAAGCAUCUUGCUUCCUGUCUUCUUCACUGUUUUGUUGGGAAUGUUGAAAUACAUAAAGUUGAUUUGGCUACAAUUGCACAAGAAGGGCAUGGUGACUUAAUUCAAGGAGUAACUCAAAUUUUGAUGAAAUGUGCAAGCCUGGGAUCAAGUGUAGUGUUUAUGCCAAGAAUAGAUUUGUGGGCUGUGGAGACCAUUUACCAAGUUGCUGAGGAGAGCAAUUCCUCUUCAACAUUACAUCAAGCACCAAUGGAGGAAGAUCCUCAAUUUGUUGAAAAGGAAAAUGGAUCCUCUCAGCAACAAUCUGAGCUGGCAGAAACAGGAGAGGAUACAGCUGCUGUUCAUAGCAUCUCAUGUGCCUGGAGCUCAUUUGUUGAGCAAGUGGAAUCUAUUUGUGUGUCUACAUCGUUGAUAAUUCUGGCUACUUCUGAAACUCCCUAUCUGGAGCUCCCUGAUAGGAUAAGGGAAUUUUUUAGGAGUGAUCUACCAAAUUGCAAUCGGAAAACUACAUUAGGGCAUGCAGUACCCAGAUUUACUGUGCAUCUUGGCAGGGAUUUCGACCAUGAUAUGGUUGUUAAACUAUCUGCUGCAGAGUUAUCAAGAGAUCUCCUUCAAUCUUUCGUUCACUUGAUUCAUCAAAGAUCUCAUGUCCAUGAAGGUCCCAAAAGAAAAAAUUCUGUCCAAACUAGUGCAGCUACAGAAAAUGAUAAUACAUCUCAUGGUUUGGCUUGUGAAGUUGGAUCACACCCUCAUGGUGAUUUGUCUGUUACGGUGCCGACACCACCAACCAGCAGUAAAAAUUUGAAGGGCAAAUCAAGCUUGAUGCUGGCAAUAACUUCAUUUGGGUAUCAGAUUUUGCGAUGCCCUCAUUUUGCAGAGCUUUGCUGGGUGACAUCGAAACUUAAAGAAGGUCCUUCUGCAGAAAUAGGUGGUCCUUGGAAGGGCUGGCCUUUCAACUCUUGUAUCAUUCGUCCCACCAACUCAUCUGGCAAGGCAACUUGUGGGUCCAGCAACAUUAAAAGCAAAGAGAAAUUUGGUUUGGUCAGAGGUCUGGUUGCCGUUGGUUUAUCAGCAUACAGAGGCUUAUAUACAUCACUCAGAGAAGUUUCCUCUGAGGUGCGGAAGGUUCUUGAGCUACUAGUUGGGUGGAUUAAUGCAAAAGUUAAUACUGGAAAAGACAGAUGUCAGUAUGUUCAUAUCCUGUCUCAAGUUGCUUAUGUGGAAGAUAUAGUCAACAGCUGGGUUUAUUCACUGCAGAGUUUGGAUCAGGAUCUUCAAAUAAAAGCAUCAAGCCCCAAUCCAUAUGCUUUGGGAUCUCAAGGUAAUUAUUCUAUACAUGUGAAUGAUACAGAUAGAAUUAAGGAAUAUGGACCGAAAAGUUUCCCUGAAUCUGAAGGUCCAGGUGCAAAAAUUAAUGAAUCCACUGUGCAAAAUAGCGAUUUCAUUGACUUGAAAGAAAAGGAUGACAAUGAUGGAAAAGUGAAACUUUUUGAAGAAGCCAUACAAGGGAUAGGCCUCAGUGGUAAUACUGAUUCCGAAGAACAUCUUAAUUGUACUCUGGCUGACAUACCAGUUGCACAUGUAGAUGAGCAGACUGCCACAAAUCCUAGUUUGUGUGUGUCUGGAAGUACUAGAAAUCCUAUGGUUGAUGGAGAAUUAAAUGCUCAAAAUAUAGAUUCCAUUGACACGAACAAGAUAGAUGAUGAUUGUACUCCUAGUGAUGAGGGUAAAGUUGUUGCAGUGGAAGGUGCGGUAAUGAAUGUAGGUCUCAGUGGUAAUACUAUUUCAAUGGAGCAUCGUAACUAUUCUGUGGUCGAUGAGCUGGUUUGUGUAGGCAAGCAAAACGGGACAAUGCCUGCUCUAAGUGAGUCAGUAACUACUAUAAAUCCUACCCUUGUGGGAGAUCCUCGGUCUUCUAAACAAUGUAAUGGAUUUGCACCCAGUGAAUCUGUUCCUUCUAAGAAUGGGUUCUGUAGUUCAGAUGAACUGAAUGGUGCAAAGUUCUCUGGUUCUGGGAAAUCUUGCAGCCAGAUUAAUGCUUCUGAAACAAGGAUCAGUAUCACAUCUGAAGAUGUUGAGCAUGAAGAUCAUGAACACGAAAAGGAUCCCAAUUUCUCUUCAAGUGGAACUGUUCUCCCAGCUGAAUCAGAAGUUACAUGCUUUUAUCAAUGCUGCUCUGGCUGCCUACAUGCCCUCCUGAGUUUGAUGCAAAAGGUUCUGCUUAAGGAAUGGAAAUCAGAUGAGAGCCAUUGGACAGUUGAUAAUGUUUAUGAAACAGUUGCGUUAUUGUCUGCGGAUCAUCUUUCAACUGUCACCAAGGCAUUUGACGAAAACCCGAGUAAUGAAAAUAACAGGAAGUUAUUGAACUGUCCCGAAAGGAGUCGAUGCCGUUGCAAAAGCUCAGCAAAUUGUUUAGUUAUUCCCAUGGAAUGUAGCUGUCACUCUGUUGGCACCAGUUCACCGAACAUACAAGUCGAAUUUGAUCCAAAAUUUGUUUACAGAAAUGGAAUGAUGGUUCCUAUAGAUUCUAGUCAAGAAGUUUCUUUUCACUGUAAAUUCGAAACGUUGUGCCUUUGCCCUCUUAUAGAGUCUAUAUCAAUGACAAAGCAACCUGCUGAUUGAUUUCGGGUUUUUACAGCGUAUCAUAUCUUCUUCCGAGAGGCAUACUUGACUCGAAGGGUCGUUACUUAGUUUCCUACUCAAAUAGCUUCCCCAAAUUUUGUUUCUCCUGGGAAGAAGCUAUAACCCAUAUAUCAUGUAAAUAUCAUCCAAGGUUUCUUCUGCAGCUCUGGGUAGUACUGUAAGUAUGUUUCUCUUAUGGCCAUCACAUGAUUAUAUAUAUAUAUUCAUAUGGAGGUUUGCCAUUUGCUGAGUUUGUUAUCUUACUGCAUUCUUUUUGCUUUCUGGGAAUUAUUCUUUGAUAUUUUCAAUUUAAGUAAUGCAAAAUUUCAGGGUUGAUAAGUUUUGAGAUAA
Molecule: messenger RNA, 6603 nt
Organism: Gossypium arboreum
Lineage: Eukaryota; Viridiplantae; Streptophyta; Magnoliopsida; Malvales; Malvaceae
Exons: 6
Coding region: 439-6252 (1937 amino acids)
Biological process (GO): positive regulation of transcription by RNA polymerase II
Cellular component (GO): nucleus
Molecular function (GO): histone binding; ATP binding; ATP hydrolysis activity
Source: RefSeq, a predicted model, not a curated record